Sphaerodactylus townsendi is the source of this 3242-nucleotide messenger RNA. RefSeq names its product myosin light chain kinase family member 4 (gene MYLK4). Gene Ontology annotation, molecular function: protein serine/threonine kinase activity; ATP binding. Gene Ontology annotation, biological process: protein phosphorylation; positive regulation of apoptotic process; intracellular signal transduction. The record is from RefSeq and is a predicted model, not a curated record. Gene Ontology annotation, cellular component: cytoplasm; nucleus. Bases 131 to 2479 code for a protein of 782 amino acids. The transcript is spliced from 14 exons. NCBI's taxonomy places the organism in Eukaryota, Metazoa, Chordata, Lepidosauria, Squamata, Sphaerodactylidae.
AUCUGGUUGUUUUUCUUCCUGGUUAUAUCUCAAACCUAUGGACCUUGCUUCCACUCCCGUGGAAACUGAUAAAAAGCUUCUGAGGAUGUUAUUUCUAUAUGGCAUCUGCGCAUCUGGGUAAGCUGGCAUAAUGAGUACCUCCAGCAAAAAGUCAGUGGUCAACUCUUUGGCCAAAAUAUUUGACCCAAAUGCUUUGCAAAACCAGCGUCCUUCUACUGAAGAAGAAGCCUUCGAAGCUGCCCAUUCAGCAGACAACCCGGUUAGCUGCCCUGAAGAUGUGAGUGGGUUGGAUUUGAAGUUUGCUUCUUUGGGCCAGAAAAUAGACAAGAUACUGACCGUGCAAGACUGCGUUCUUCAGAAGCUGGACUGUGUUUCUCAGGAAAUCUUCUGCAUGGAAAAGAAGAUUGAGAAUUUGAAGGGGGACGGAAGAGGCUCGGGACCCACCGCUACAACAGCCGAAAAUCUAAGUAAUUUUGACGUGAAGAUGCUGUGCGUAGAUAUUAACAACAAACUGGCAGACAUGAGCAAGAAUACCGAGCAACAAACAAAAAAGUUAGAUGGGCUGGAACAAGUUGUGCUAGGGGUAGAGAAGCUUGUCAGCUAUUUCGUAGAGAAGUUGAAGACUUCUAAAAUCAGCAGUCUAAUACACAGAGAUGAACUUCCUCAUAAGCUCCUUAGAAUAGGUGGCUACUUGAGAAAAGAUAAAGCAAGCAAUCUUUUCAGGAUGCAGAUGUUUUCCGACAAGAAGGACCCUUUGUUCAGCAAAAGAAAUGAAAAGGAGAAAUCAUAUUUAACUACAAAGGGAACAAAACUGACGAAAAAGAAGAAACCACCUGAUUCGUCAGAUGAAUCUGAGGAGAAGAUUCAGACAGAAAAGGUUCAUAAACUCAAUAAGGAGAACGCAACUACCGGUUUUGAUCAAAGAAGUCUUCCCAUAUCUUAUGAUCAUGGAUCAAAGAACAAUGCCGAUGAAGCCAACAGCAACAGUUGGAAAAGCAUUCUUCCGAAGAAAACACAUAAAAGCCAGGGGAAAGCAAAUGCAAUGGGAGAUGCUAGUAAGAAACUGAGUGGCCAAAAUAUUAAGCGGGACUCACUGGAAUCUGUAACGAAGCAGGAGGUGCCUGAAGAAAGCCAGAAGAAGGCAGAAGAAGAGGUUGAAGGAAGAAAUUCUAACAGUGCGGUUGAGAGGAAGGCACGAGAAACUACAUCCAAUGGUGAAGAUACAACAGAAAAUCUUGAGGACCCAUCAAAAACACCGGGUGAACACGUCACGCAUAAAGAUAGUGAAAAAUCGUCAUCGUCGCCUCUGAAGGAUGAGCAGAAUGCCAGCAGCAAACGCCGAGUGAAUGAUGAAGGGAUUCCUAAAGAUGACAAUAAAAAGAGCAGGGUAGAUGCAGCAAACGCCAGCGGUGAACACACUUCAGAAGACUCGGCUAAGCUGAAUGACACAAAGUCUGCUGUGUUAGAAAAUGCAGAAAAAUCUGACUCAACUGCUAAUGAGCAUGAAAGUCACCAGGAGCUUUCUAUAGGAGACAUUGAUGAUUGUCCACCUCCUCCAGCCCCUUUUGAUCAUCGGAUUGUCUCGGCCAAAAGGGCAGGAAUCAGCAGCUUUUACCAUGUGGACAAGGAUGACAUUUUGGGAGGUGGACGAUUUGGACAGGUGCAUAAAUGUGAAGAAAAAUCAACAGGUCUCAAAUUAGCUGCCAAAAUUAUAAAAGUCAGAGGUGUAAAGGAAAAGGAUGAAGUAAAGAACGAAAUCAAUGUUAUGAACCAGUUGAAUCAUGUGAACCUCAUCCAGCUGUAUGAUGCGUUUGAAUCCAAAAACGAUAUUGUCCUUGUCAUGGAGUAUGUGCCGGGAGGAGAACUGUUUGAUCGAAUUAUUGACGAGACCUACAAUUUGACAGAAAUGGAUACCAUCUUGUUCAUCAAGCAGAUCUGUGAAGGGAUUCAGUACAUGCAUCAGAUGUAUAUUCUCCAUUUGGAUCUGAAGCCUGAAAAUAUCCUCUGUGUGAAUCGAGAGGCUAAUAAAAUAAAGAUUAUUGACUUUGGGCUGGCAAGGAGAUAUAAGCCAAGGGAGAAGCUGAAGGUGAACUUUGGCACCCCAGAAUUCCUCGCUCCUGAAGUUGUGAACUAUGACUUCGUCUCCUUUCCGACUGACAUGUGGAGCAUAGGAGUCAUUGCCUACAUGUUGCUCAGUGGAUUAUCUCCUUUCCUGGGGGAGGAUGAUAAUGAGACUCUAAACAACAUCCUGGCUUGUAGAUUUGACUUCGACGAUGAAGAAUUUCAGAGUGUGUCAGAGGAAGCCAGAGACUUCAUCACUAAACUUCUCAUCAAGGAAAAAGGCUGGAGAAUAAGCGCCACAGCAGCCUUAAAACAUCCUUGGCUGUCGGACCAAACCCUCCAUUACAGACUGCUGCCUAAGAAAAAAGCUAAAGGUUCUUCUAGAAAUCAAGAGGCUGUGACUCCACAACCUCUCUGAAAAAUCAAAGAAAAGGCACUGUGUGGUGACUGCUGUUGUGGUGUUUGGAAAUAAAGACCGGCAGAUUCGGUGCUUCAACCGCCCCCCUCACCACUAGCCUCACCUGCGCGGUGACUUAAGGCUUCUGCUAAAUGGACCAACACCUCUUGGGCUGCAAGGCACAGUUCCAACCAUUUUGAGCUGCUUUCUUAUCCUUUUGUUUUGUUUUGUUUUGUUUUGAACAGCUGCUGGCGUUUCCAAGAUAGUGGCCCAGCUGGGGGGCAAUAUAAAUUUAAAAUCCUGAUUUUUGCUCACCUGCAGUAUAAUGUCCAUGGCUUUCCUAACUCAGCUGUUGAAAGACUGCGGGGAAUCUCUUUCUGUUGGUGAACUCUGUGAAAUCUUAACAAAUGAAGGUCAUACUUGCUUUGAAGAUGGCUGCUUUGAAGAACAUGCUGGUAGCAAGUGGAGAAUUGAGCGAGGAUCCAUUUGAAGCUCAGCUGACCUCUUAUGCCAAUCAGAAAUGGGGUGGCUUUAAUAUGAAUCAGAAAACAACUUUUAGGGCACCCUGGAAUAUAAUUUGGAAUGUAAUUAAUUGAGCCCAUUCAUUUACUGUUAUCGUUCAGCUGGUUAGUUUGGGCAAGUAGUGAUUUGUGAGGAGGCCUUAUGAAUGCAAGGAAGAAUUUUCUCACAUUUUGGUAUCUUUAUGCCUAAGUCAUCCUAGUGUGUGUGUGUUUGUAUGCCUAGAGACACAGAAUGAACUAGGUCAGUGGUGGCGAACCUGUGG